Messenger RNA from Ectocarpus siliculosus, 784 nucleotides. NCBI's taxonomy places the organism in Eukaryota, Phaeophyceae, Ectocarpales, Ectocarpaceae. The record is from the annotation of a GenBank genome assembly.
AUGUACAUGAAGCAGAGCACUAGAGGCAUCGAAGGCUACCGGCAACGCUCACCUGAAAUCAGACGUGUUCCCCAGGGAGAAGAGAUCAACCCAGAUGCCCAGCAGAUUACCCCAUUGCACUCACUGCAGUUGCUAAAUUGGAACGUGACGGACCAGGAGCGAGUAGAGAGGGUGGACAAUCGUUCGCAGCGGCACCCGGGGUGCGUUCGGCUCUCUCAAGGGAAGGAGGGGGUUACGCGGGACGGGUCAAUGUCGCUGACAACGCGAGAACCGUCAACUUCACGGGUCGACCCCGUGGCGGUGAAACGGAUAACCCCGUUCGUGAGGCCUCCUAUCAACCCAGAGCAGCUGCCUCCAGAUUACCUCGCUCUUCUGUCUUUGACCUUUGGGGUGGCUGGACUCAUGUUGAAGUCAACAUGGGCAUCGUGGGCUAGCGUGUUCUGCUGCAUGUCCAGCCUAGGAAACAUCAAGGUCCACGAGGCCGACCCGAAGCAAAUAGGUUGCUCCGUUCUGUUUGCCUGUAUGGGCUUGUUCAUGAACUACUUCGGUCCGGCCAGUCGACCAAUUGUGUAGUGCAGGUGCUUAGCUGGCUGCCGGGUCGGGUAUUGCACUCAGAGCACAGCAGUGGCGGGGAUUCUAGUCGGAGCGAAACACCGACGAUCACAUCAUUAGGCCCUUGACGGCGAGUCGCCUCAACACGGGGCGGCCAUCUUCGAAUCUCCGAAAUCUCCGAAACGAAACUUCUUCUCCACAAAGGGUUUCUGUUUGACUUUGAUUGCCUAUU